GUGGGAGGGGGGGAGGUCAAUGACAGCUUCACUUCCGGCUCCGGCGGUGUGGGGAGCCGGGCCGAUAUGGAGGAAGAUGCUGCUGGGUUCCGCUCGCCGAGCGCUGAAGCUAGGGCAGGAGCAACACCCUAGGAGUCCCGGCCCGCAGAGCGCCGGUACUAUCGACAGGGCCAUCCGGGGCUCAGGAGCCAGAGUCUCCUUAUCUUCUUUAACUCCAUGUUCCUGCCCUGCCCAGUACAUCAUCAGGCAUUCAGGCACAAUGGAGGAUAAACGCAACAUCCCAAUCAUUGAGUGGGAACAUCUGGACAAGAAGAAGUUCUAUGUCUUUGGUUUGGCAAUGACAAUGAUGAUCCGAAUCAGUGUCUACCCCUUCGCCCUCAUCCGCACACGGCUCCAGAUACAGAAGGGCAAGAGCCUCUAUCAAGGAACCUUUGAUGCCUUUGUCAAGAUUCUGCGGACAGAUGGGGUGUUAGGCCUCUAUCGGGGUUUCUUGGUCAACACACUCACCCUGGUCUCUGGCCAGUGCUAUGUUACCACCUAUGAGCUCACCCGAAGGUUUGUGUCGAAGUACAGCCAGAGCAACACUGUGAAGUCCCUAGUGGCUGGUAGCUCAGCCUCACUGGUGGCCCAGAGCAUAACAGUGCCCAUUGAUGUGGUCUCCCAGCACCUGAUGAUGCAGCGCAAGGGCGAGACCAUGGGCCGAUUCCAGGUGUUUCGGGGUACAGAGGGCCGGGGCGUAGUGGCUUUUGGCCAAACCAAGUAUAUCAUUCAGCAGAUCCUUCAAGCUGAUGGAAUACGGGGCUUCUACCGAGGUUAUGUGGCUUCUCUACUCACCUACAUACCCAACAGUGCUUUAUGGUGGCCCUUCUACCACUUUUAUGCAGAGCAGCUCUCCCACAUCUGUCCUAAGGACUGCCCCCACAUAAUCUUCCAAGCCAUUUCUGGGCCCCUGGCUGCAGCCACUGCUUCUGUCAUCACCAACCCGAUGGACAUUGUCCGAGCCAGGGUACAGGUGGAGGGCAAGAACUCAAUCAUCUUGACCUUCAAGCAGCUGUUGGCAGAGGAGGGCCCCUGGGGCUUCAUGAAGGGUCUCUCUGCCAGAAUCAUUGCAGCCACACCCUCCACCAUGGUCAUAGUGAUAGGCUAUGAGAGUCUCAAGAAGAUCAGCCUUCGGCCAGAAUUAGUGGACUCCAGACACUGGUAAUGGGUAGUAGGGAGAGGAGCCUGCCAUGCCUUGAAGAGAGGGACAGAGAGAAAGGGGACAGCACCCUCCCUUGGCCGUGCACACAGUCCUAAGCUGUGCUGGCUGCCUGGAAAGGGGACACCAAACUGCUCUGAUUGAAUAGGCUUUGAGCUUGGAUCUCCAGCUCACCCUGUUUUCAGUUCUCUGGCCAAACUGA
Molecule: messenger RNA, 1400 nt
Organism: Phascolarctos cinereus (koala)
Lineage: Eukaryota; Metazoa; Chordata; Mammalia; Diprotodontia; Phascolarctidae
Gene: SLC25A44
Product: solute carrier family 25 member 44
Biological process (GO): branched-chain amino acid transport; branched-chain amino acid catabolic process
Cellular component (GO): mitochondrion
Molecular function (GO): branched-chain amino acid transmembrane transporter activity
Source: RefSeq, a predicted model, not a curated record